AUGACGAUCAAUAAUGCUGUUGCUCAGGCAUCGCUCGCCGAACGUUUGGGCAAGAACCGGAUUAUUGCUGAAAGUGGGACUGGUCAGUAUGGAGUUGCAACAGCUACGGCGCUUAAUGUUUUCAGAAUGCGGCUUCUUGGUCCAGAGAAACAAGAAAACAAGCGCUGGAAAAAUGGGGAAGGAAAACCAGAUGCAUUGGUUGCAUGUGUUGGUGGAGGUUUAAAUGCUAUGGGACUUUUCCAUGAGUUUGUUAAUGACAAGGAUGUUAGGUUGAUUGGUGUAGAGGCUGCAGGUUUUGGUUUGGAUAGUGGCAAGCAUGUUGCUACUUUAACUGAGGGAGAAGUGGGAGUGUUGCGUGGAGCUAUGAGCUACUUAUUGCGGGAUGAAGAUGGACAGAUAGUUGAACCGCAUUCCAUUAGCGCAGGGUAG
Molecule: messenger RNA, 429 nt
Organism: Durio zibethinus
Lineage: Eukaryota; Viridiplantae; Streptophyta; Magnoliopsida; Malvales; Malvaceae
Source: RefSeq, a predicted model, not a curated record